Messenger RNA from Ricinus communis (castor bean), 2833 nucleotides. Its product is annotated as ubinuclein-1. Bases 316 to 2616 code for a protein of 766 amino acids. The record is from RefSeq and is a predicted model, not a curated record. The transcript is spliced from 13 exons. NCBI's taxonomy places the organism in Eukaryota, Viridiplantae, Streptophyta, Magnoliopsida, Malpighiales, Euphorbiaceae. Gene Ontology annotation, cellular component: nucleus.
CUGAGUGUUAAUGGACUGGGCUCAGGGCAAGGGUCCGGUAGCAAAGAACGAGCAAAAAGCAACCCGCCUUUUUCCCCUUCCUCCGAAUUUUCUCGGAAAAGAAAAUGCAAGAAAAUUAAACAGAAAAUUUUUUUUUUUACUUUUAAUUUUCUUUUCCAGUUAAACCCCUAGAAACCGUUUUCGCAUCCCGCCCAGCUCUCCACUCAGUUUCUCUCGCUGUCUCUUAUCCUUCUUCUUCUCAAAUAAAAAACUAGGGUUUUAUGUCUAUCAAAUCUUAAUUUCUCCAAUUAUCAAUCCCUAGAAUUGUUCUUCGUUAUGGAAGAAGGGACUGGCGGCGGCGGCGGCGGAGGCGGCGGCGGAGGAGGAGGUGAGUCGUCGUCAACGAGAGUAACGCCGUCGUAUGUGAAAUUAGGGGACAGACAAAUAUUCACGGUGGAGCUCCGACCCGGGGAAACAACAUUCGUGUCGUGGAAGAAGCUCAUGAAAGACGCUAAUAAAGUCAAUAGUGGAUCCACACCCGCACCGGACCCGCCUCCGGUCAACCUUCACCCUAACCUUGAGUCUCGCCUUGCUGCUGGACAACCAACUGAAAAUGAAGCGAAGGAGCCACCUGCUCCAAACCGUUUCAGUGCUGUAAUUGAGAAGAUUGAACGCCUUUACAUGGGCAAGGAUAGUAGUGAUGAUGAAGAUCUAAAAGAUGUUCCUGAUGAUGAUCAGUAUGAUACGGAUGAUUCUUUUAUUGAUGAUGCUGACUUGGAUGAAUAUUUUGAAGUGGAUAAUUCAGCAAUAAAACACAGUGGAUUCUUUGUCAACAGGGGAAAGCUGGAACGCAUAAAUGAACCUACUAUUAUGCCUAAUCAGCAAGUAAAGAAAAGGCGAAGAAAAGAUUUAAAUAAGGCUCCUGGUGAGAGUGAUGAUGGUCGGACAUUAAAUAAACAUGUUAAAGUGGGCAAGUCGGCAGCUGGAAAGACAGCACCACUGCCUGGAAAGAACUCUUUUAAUCCUUUGCAAGUUUUGGCUGUAACAAGUGAACAUAAUGAGGAUGUGAAAUCCCAGAAUCCAUCAUUUUCUUCUGGAAUUUCUUCCAAGAAGAAAUCUGCUGAAUCUAAAAUGAAUGUGGAUCCAUCUUCAUCAGUAAAAGUUUCCAAUGGCGAUGUUUCUGUAUCUCUACCAGAGGCUAAUGAUAUUGAAAAGCCGAAGACUGGAGGGCUCCAAAUGAAGAACCUCACAAACAAAUCAAAAGAUGCAAGUGGAUCCUUAGAUGCUUCACAUCAGAAAUAUCAAUCAAAAUUGCAAUCUGCUAAAUCAAUAACCAGAAUUGAUGAACAUGAACCAUCUGUUCGAUCAAAAGAGAAGAAUGGUGUUCAUGAGCUGCCUGACCUCAAUAUGCCAGAUGGCAAGGUUUCCAUGCAAAUAACAAAACCUUCACAUGUUCACAAAAGGGAUGGUUCUAGUGGUAGGCACAAAGGUUCUGUGCUGGAAAACGCCAUUAGGGAGUUGGAGAAGAUGGUUGCCGAAUCAAGGCCGCCCACUUUGGAAAAUCAAGAGGCUGAUACCUCAUCCCAGGCAAUCAAAAGGAGACUGCCUAGAGAAGUAAAGCUAAAGCUUGCUAAAGUUGCUAGGCUAGCGCAGGCUAGCCAGGGAAAAGUAUCAAAGGAUUUGAUCAAUCGCCUUAUGAGCAUUCUUGGGCACUUAAUACAGCUCAGAACACUCAAGAGAAACCUAAAAGUGAUGAUCAGCAUGAGCUUGUCGGCAAAGCAGGAGAAAGAUGAUAGGUUUCAACAGAUAAAAAAAGAAGUAGCUGAGAUGAUUAAGACACGUGGCCCUUCUUUGGAAUCCAAGGCGUUGGAACACGCUGGAGCAUCUGAUAAUUUUCAAGAAAUCAGUCCUCAGGAAAAAGGAGCCCCUAAAAGAAAAUUUAGCAUGGACGCUGUGGUGGAGGAUAAAAUUUGUGAUCUUUAUGACCUUUUUGUUGAUGGACUGGAUGAAGAUGCUGGCCCACAAGUCAGGAAGUUGUAUGUUGAGCUCGCAGGAUUGUGGCCAAGUGGUUUCAUGGAUAACCAUGGGAUCAAACGUGCAAUUUGUAGGGCAAAAGAGAGAAGAAGGGCCUUAUACAACAGACACAAGGUAUGCAAGGAGCAGGAGAAACUGAAGAGGAAUAAGAUGUUGGCACCCAGAUUGGAUGAGAGCGCUGGAGUUGAGGCUGGCUCUGUUGCUUUGCAACAACCUAUGCGAGAGAGGUUGCCUAUUGAUACAGGCGGCCCGGUUUUGGCUUUAGCUAGCAACUCUAUCCCUAAUUCAGCAACAGCAGCUGUUCGGAUACCAAGUCCUCCAACAAAUGCACCGAAUGUGGAAAGGCUAAAACAAGAGAAGCCAAAAGGAAGUUCAAGCAAUCCCAUGGAUGAAGCGAAGAUGGGGGUAGAUGGUGCACUGGCAAAGAAGAAGACCAAGAGGAAGCCAGAACCAGAGUUGGACGAAACUCAUAUCCGUUCUUCUGAGAAGUUGCAUUCCCAAUCUAGUGAAGAAAGACACAAGUCCCUUAAGCAGGCGGCAGGUCUUUCUCAAAAGUUAAACCUUCAGUUAACCACUCCUUCAAGUUUCGAACAGUCUAGCUAACGCAAUAUAGUUGUUUAGGAAAUUUACAUCAUAGAAGUGUUUGUGUAACAAAAUCUCUUUUUGCUUUUUCUUUUCAAUUUCUCCUCAGCAGGCUUCAUUAAUUCUGACCAGCUGAUUUUCUUUCAUUUUUGUAAUUACGUGUUGCAUGGUGCACUGUCAAUUAGAGCUUCGUUUUUUUAAAUAGGAAAUGGCAGAAUACUGUAUUUUUCUUGUACAA